This is a messenger RNA of Pistacia vera, 1825 nucleotides long. RefSeq names its product bifunctional protein FolD 4, chloroplastic-like. Gene Ontology annotation, biological process: tetrahydrofolate interconversion. NCBI's taxonomy places the organism in Eukaryota, Viridiplantae, Streptophyta, Magnoliopsida, Sapindales, Anacardiaceae. Gene Ontology annotation, cellular component: cytosol. The record is from RefSeq and is a predicted model, not a curated record. The coding region runs from base 89 to 1192 and encodes 367 amino acids. The transcript has 5 exons. Gene Ontology annotation, molecular function: methenyltetrahydrofolate cyclohydrolase activity; methylenetetrahydrofolate dehydrogenase (NADP+) activity.
CUCUUCUCUUUUAUUUUCUUCUCUCUCUCUUUUCUCUAUACAAAACGCACAGUAAAGGAAAACAAUCACCAGUUUGGGAAAAUAUUAAAUGAGUUCGAUGUUAUUCUCGGAUUACUCUUCCUCUACAACUGCUCGGUUUCUCCCCUUCAGCCGUAGCAGGCUUCGUGUGGACGGUGCUGUUUUCUGUCGCCGGUUGUUGGGUCCUCUCCAUGUGCGACCCCCAAUUUCUGUCUCCCUCAGAACCACCCUCACUGUUCACUCUUCGUCAUCCUCUUCACCUGUUAUUAGCGCAACAAUGGGUACUGGGACAUCUGCCAAGAUUAUUGAUGGAAAAGCUGUGGCAAAGAUAAUCAGAGAUGAGAUAACUGCUGAAGUUUCCAGGAUGAAGGAUGCCAUUGGUAUUGUUCCAGGGUUAGCGGUUAUUCUUGUUGGGGAUCGGAAGGAUUCUGCUACUUAUGUACGCAACAAGAAAAAGGCUUGUGAAUCUGUGGGUAUUAACUCUUUUGAAGUGCGUUUACCUGAGGACUCCUCAGAACAAGAAGUACUCAACUUCAUUUCAGGCUUUAAUGAAGAUCCUUCAGUUCAUGGCAUCCUUGUGCAGUUGCCUCUACCUUCUCAUAUGGAUGAACAGAGCAUCUUAAACGCUGUGAGCAUUGAGAAAGAUGUGGAUGGUUUCCACCCACUGAACAUUGGUCGUCUUGCCAUGCGAGGUAGAGAACCCUUGUUUGUUCCGUGUACGCCUAAAGGUUGCAUAGAGUUGUUGCACAGAUCUGGCAUUGUUAUCAAAGGAAAAAGGGCUGUUGUAAUUGGCCGGAGCAAUAUUGUUGGAAUGCCUGCUGCGCUGUUACUCCAAAGGGAAGAUGCUUCCAUUAGUAUUGUCCAUUCCAGAACUAAGAACCCUGAGGACAUCACAAGACAAGCAGAUAUUAUAAUCUCAGCUGUAGGACAGCCAAAUAUGGUUAGGGAGAACUGGAUAAAACCUGGUGCGGUUAUAAUUGAUGUUGGAAUAAACCCAGUUCAGGAUGAAAAAUGUCCCCGAGGUUACCGACUGGUUGGAGACGUUUGUUAUGAGGAGGCAUGUAAGGUUGCUUCAGCUGUUACUCCGGUUCCUGGAGGAGUUGGUCCAAUGACAAUAGCAAUGCUACUCUCUAAUACUCUAAGCUCAGCAAAGAGGUUGCAUAACUUCCAGUGAGCUUUACAACAUUUCAGUGUUAUCAUACAGCUAGCACAGUCUGCCAUUUAAAUUAAGUUCACAUCCAGGUACCUCACUUCUGUCUGUAUGAGUUUCAGAGCAUUUUUCUGUGGGACUGAAUCCCACCAAAUCGGUGGCUUAAAUUUCAAGAAAAUUUUGUAGAGCAAAGUUAAAACGAAUCCUGAUAUUUUGGAACUGUAUAAAUAAAUAGUUAAAUUGGCUUGUGCUCAAGUUAUUAUUCUUUGGUCGAUCUCAAGCUUGUGGCUCUAGGUUGGUCUGACAUCACCUGCUCAAAGUUAAGGCUGAAAUAAAGUAAAUGCGACACACCAAGGGAAAAAAAUAGAGUGAGAACAACAAAGCACAGAUUUUACAAACUAUCACUCCUAACUGCAGCCUGAGAUUUCCUUUGUUCCUCAUGCUAUAGCAAGCUCCUUUUUUUUAAACAGCUAUGAGCAUAUUUAUAAGGUUUGAUUGAGGAAUAAACUUUGGGUUAUAUUGAACUACUUUUCUUCACGAAAGAAGUAAUAUAUGAUGUUAGCAAUGUUGUGAACAGGGCAAUUCAGUGUGGCAGGCAAGUCAUCUGAGCGGAGUAUACUCACUUUGCUUGAAAAGCCUGAUGCUUCUAGCCAUUGU